AUGCUCAUGACACAGGGAUUCUCCAGCCCCUUCCCGGCUCCCUCAGGGAUNGGCCAGGAGCCGGAGAAAUGGCGCUCCGGGGCCGUGGUGCCGCCCAUCUCGCUCUCCACCACCUUCAAGCAGCGGGCGCCCGGCGAACACGCGGGUUAUGAAUACAUCCGGUCUGGGAACCCCACUCGGGAUUGCCUGGAAAAGGCUGCGGCCGCCCUUGAUGGAGCCAAAUACUGCUUGGCUUAUUCCUCUGGCUUAGCAGCCCUUUUGAACAUCUGUCACCUGCUGAAGACAGGGGACACAGUCAUCUGCAUGGAUGAUGUCUAUGGAGGCACAAGAGAAUUAUUUGAGAAAAUAAAAGAGGAGUAUAAUUUGAAAGUGGAUUAUGUUGACUGCACAAACCUAAAAGAGCUGGAAGCUGCAAUUACACCAGACACCAAGCUGGUUUGGCUCGAGAGCCCCACCAACCCCACGCUGAAGGUGAUCGACAUCCAAGCCUGCGCAGACGUGGCACACAGGAAGCAGAAGGGAGUGCUGGUGGCAGUGGACAACAGCUUCAUGUCUCCAUAUUUCCAGCGUCCUUUGUCCCUGGGGGCUGAUAUUUGUAUGUCUUCUGCAACCAAGUACAUCAAUGGGCACAGCGAUGUUCUCAUGGGCCUGGUCUCUGUAAACCGGGAUGAUCUCUAUGAGAGGCUCAAAUUCCUGCAGAUCCACCUGGGAGCUGUCCCCUCUCCCUUUGACUGUUUCCUGUGUAACCGGGGGCUCAAGACUCUGCACAUCCGGAUGAAGCUGCACUUCCACAACGGCCUGGCUGUGGCCAAGUUCCUGGAAACCCAUCCCCGGGUGGAGAAGGUCAUUUACCCAGGGUUGCCUUCCCACCCCCAGUACCAUGUGAUGCAGAAGCAGUGCACAGGCUGUCCUGGGAUGAUCACCUUCUACAUCAAAGGGAAAAAAGAAAAUGCCGUUGCCUUCCUCAAGAGCCUGAAGGUGUUUGCCCUGGCUGAGAGUCUGGGUGGCUACGAGAGCCUGGCAGAGCAUCCGGCCAUCAUGACCCACGCCUCAGUGCCUGAGAAGGAAAGGAAAGCUCUGGGAAUCACUGACACCUUGAUCCGCCUCUCGGUGGGGCUGGAGGAUGAGGAGGAUUUGAUCGAAGACCUAAAGCAGGCCCUGGAGACUGCGUUUAAAUAAACCUUGGGGGUCAAAAAGGAACUUGGAACUGGACAUGGCUGUGGACAAGGACACGGAAAACCAAACCUCUCUUGCUUUGCCUUUGGGAAUUGCAGCCUGGGUUCCUGGGGCUGUCCCGUGCUGCUGUUGGGCUGCUCUCCCUGGCUGUGCAGGGUGUGCUGGGCACGGCCUGGGCUCUCCCUGGCGAGCUCUGGAGCCAGGAGCUGUGUGGGAGCAGCCGUGGGCACCCCGGGAAUGUGAUCCCAGUUCUCCCAGCACAGCUCAGGGUUUCUCCUGCUGCUGCAGGUUUGGGGCACAAGGGCUGGUUCGUGCUGCUGCUCUCAGGUCAUUCUCUUCUCACCCAUCAGCUCAGAAACUUGAUU
This is a messenger RNA of Cyanistes caeruleus (blue tit), 1541 nucleotides long. NCBI's taxonomy places the organism in Eukaryota, Metazoa, Chordata, Aves, Passeriformes, Paridae. The record is from RefSeq and is a predicted model, not a curated record.